AUUUAUGUCUUAUAAUCAGUCGUGAAAACAUUAAUCGAACUUUGUACGUUAUUUUCGGGACUAGAAGUAUUGAAUUGAAAUACAAUAACAACUUUGUAUUUGUUCUGUAGAAAUGUCACUCAAUUACAAACAACAGUUGGCAACGCUCUUAAAUUCUGGCGGGUUUCACAAGGAUCAAGCGGAAAAGUUUCGCUUAAUAUUAGAAAGCUUAUUGAAACUUGAAGAUCCCGAAGGACUAGUUGAAGGAUUAAAGGCAUUAAUUGAAACCAUUGUUCAUGAAAAUGUUUCACUUGUUAUCAGUCGUCAACUGUUGUCUGAAAUAAGUUGCCAUGUACCAAAGUUGUCGGAUGAGAUGGGCAAAUCUGUUUGCAGCUUUGCUCUUGGAAAAAUUCAACCAAGAGUCAUUUCUUUUGAAGAACAAGUUGCUUCUAUACGUCAGCAUUUGGCAGACAUUUAUGAAAGAGAACAAUGCUGGAAAGAUGCUGCUAAUGUCUUGGUAGGGAUACCAUUGGAAACUGGCCAAAAGCAGUAUUCUUUGGAAUAUAAACUUGAGACCUAUCUAAAGAUAGCCCGCCUCUAUUUAGAAGAUGAUGAACCAGUGCAAGCUGAAUCAUUCAUUAACCGGGCAUCGCUUUUACAGGCUGAAUCCAAAAAUGAACAGCUUCAAGUAUAUUACAAAGUGUGCUAUGCUCGAGUGUUGGAUUAUAGACGCAAAUUUAUUGAAGCUGCCCAACGUUAUAACGAACUCUCUUAUCGAAGCAUAAUUCACGACGAUGAAAGAAUGACAGCUUUGAGGAAUGCAUUAAUAUGCACGAUAUUAGCAUCCGCAGGACAGCAGAGAAGCCGAAUGCUUGCAACUUUAUUCAAAGAUGAGCGUUGUCAACAACUUCAAGCGUAUUGCAUAUUGGAGAAAAUGUAUCUCGAUCGUAUUAUACGCAGAAAAGAACUUGUUCAGCUUGACUCGCUCUUGCAACCCCAUCAAAAAGCUAAAACAGCUGACGGUAAUUUAAUCUUAGUAUGGUAUAGUAAUUGUGCUCAAUUAGAACUGGCAAUAGGUUCUUCAAUCCUGGAUCGGGCGGUCACGGAACACAACCUUUUGGCAGCGAGUAAGCUUUACAACAACAUAACUUUCAUGGAACUUGGAGCUUUGUUAGAGGUAGAUCCUCUUAAAGCCGAGAAAAUCGCAUCGCAAAUGAUAACUGAAGGCCGAAUGAACGGCUCAGUUGAUCAAAUAGAUUCUAUCGUGCACUUUGAAAGUCGUGAGGUUUUACCAGCCUGGGAUCGUCAAAUCCAAUCCCUUUGUUACCAAGUGAACAAUAUAAUCGAAAAAAUAACCAAUGUAGCACCGGAAUGGAUGUCUAAAUCAAUAGACGAGCAAAUGGUACAUUAACUUGUGUGUAUAGUUGUGUACAUAUCCAUGGAAUUGUUUACAGUAAAGAUGCUUUAGAUAGCAAAGCUUCGGUUUUA
Daphnia carinata is the source of this 1467-nucleotide messenger RNA. It is a transcript of the gene CSN4, whose product is annotated as COP9 signalosome complex subunit 4-like. The record is from RefSeq and is a predicted model, not a curated record. Lineage: Eukaryota; Metazoa; Arthropoda; Branchiopoda; Diplostraca; Daphniidae. The transcript is spliced from 5 exons. Gene Ontology annotation, cellular component: COP9 signalosome; cytosol. Bases 113 to 1390 code for a protein of 425 amino acids.